Closterium sp. NIES-65 is the source of this 2904-nucleotide messenger RNA. The record is from the annotation of a GenBank genome assembly. NCBI's taxonomy places the organism in Eukaryota, Viridiplantae, Streptophyta, Zygnematophyceae, Desmidiales, Closteriaceae.
AUGAAGCUUUUAUUCAAACUGCUUCUACAGCUCGUGCGCUGCGCCAGCGCUCUGGACUCCGAACCAAACGACCCGGAGAAACUCUCUCCUACUUUAGACUCCCAGCAGCAGCAGGAGGAGAAGGAGAAGGAGAAAAGCUUAGAAAUCAAAACCCUGAUCCCGGAGCACCUAAGCCCAGACGUAUGCGGGAAGGACCAGGGUCUUUUUCGUGGUGCAGCGUUGGAGGAAGUGGUGGACUCCGGUUUAAAUGUCCUGAGCCAUCUGGACAACCACGGAUCAUCACCCGGACACGUGCACAACCUCCACGUGGACGAGGCCCACGUGGGCAGUGGUGUCGUGGACGCAAAACGGGUGGAAAAGGGGACUGUCAGAUCGCCUUCCAAUGCAGAUGCAGCUGGUUCGAAGCCGACUUGUGUGGUAGCUAAGCCGGUGGAGGAGCAGGUUUUGGAGUGGUCGUACAGAGCAGCGAGUCUGCUUUUAAGGAAGUACAAGGAGCUGGAGCUGUUCAAGAAGAUGGUGCAGAAAUCAGCGGACCCGGUGUUGAUCUACAACUUGGACCACAUCCUCCUCGAGUGCAACCUCUCCGCCCUACGCACCCUCAAGUACCCCUCCAAAGCCGCGCUCUCCCACGCCAUGGCCACCCCAGGCUACUCCAACCCACUCUCGCCGAUCCGACAGCCCGACGGGCAGCUCUCGGAAGUUCUUGCGCUGGAAAUCGGGAGACAGACGGUGGAGAAGGGGCAGAUGGUGCUGAACUGGGUGCACCUGGCGCGGGAUGGGACGGAGGUGCCGGUGCAGAUUCACGUGCAGUGCGUGGCGGUUGGGGAAGAUAAGUUUUUUGUGGCGAACUGGCAUGAUCUGACGGAGAUUAAGCGGCAGGAGGAGGUGUUGAGGAAGGCUAAGGAAGCUGCGGAGGCGGCGAGCGAAGCGAAGAGCCUGUUCCUGGCGAAUAUGAGCCACGAGAUCCGCACGCCCAUGAACGGCGUGUUGGGGGUGGCGGAUCUGCUGCUGCGCACGCCACUCACAGUGGAGCAGCGCUCGUACCUCGAGAUCAUCCGGUCCUCUGGAGACAAUCUACUGCGGAUCAUAUCCGACGUGCUGGAUCUCUCCAAGAUCGAAUCGCAAUCCCUGGGUCUGGAGAGCGUCGCGUUCUGCCUUGAGACGUGCAUCAAUGAAGCCACGGCGCUGCUCUGCGUUGCUGCCUCAGAAAAGGGUGCUGGUGGUAUGUGGUGGGUGGCACUCGCUUUCCCCUUGUUGGAGAGCCGAGUGGCUCCGGACGUGCCGCGCUACGUGAGGGGCGACCCGGGGCGACUGAGGCAGAUCAUUCUGAACCUCGUCUCCAACUCCAUCAAGUUCACCCAGAGUGGCGGCAUUCAAAUCGUGAUCCGCCGCGCCACAGAGGACGAGGUCGCGCGCGUGCGCAAGACUAGAGCUGCUACUGCCGCCGCUGCUGCAGGAGAGGGCGCGGACGCAGCAGCAGCAGGGGCGGGGGAGAGGGGGGACGGGGGAGCAGCAGCGGGGGUGAAGGGGGAAGAAGCAGCAGGGGCAGCAGGGGAGUGUAUGGCGCGACAGGGGGACGGGCGGAGAGGGGGCGACGCCUCCACGUCUCGUCGCUACGGGGGCACGGGGCUGGGCCUGGCGAUUUCCAAGUCGCUGGUGAACCUCAUGGGGGGAGACAUUCACGUGAGCAGCCAAGUGGGCGCGGGUUCCACCUUCGCCUUCACCAUCCAGCUCCCCGUCUCCACAGCACAGCUCUGUGCGCUCGCUGGCAACGGCGGGCUCAUGGCCCGAGACGACUCUCUUGCAGGUUCGUCAGCCGAUGCCUCAGGAGCAGGGACAUACGGAGGCAGAUCACGAAGCGUGAAGUCUGGCACUGCUGCUGCCGCGACCGCUACAGCCACAGCCACGGCCGCUCCCACUGCUGCUCCGGGGUUUUCCACGGGGGGUGGAGAAGGGUUAGGGUUGGGGUGCGAGGAGGAGAGGAAGAGGAGGAGGAAGGGGCUGGCGUGUUUGAUAGCGGAGGAUAAUAAGGUGAACCAGAUGGUGGUGGUGCGCAUGCUGAGGGGGCUAGGCGUGGUGUCGGAUGUGGCUUCCAAUGGGGAGGAGGCGCUGCGGGCGUGCGAAAAGAAGGACUACGAUGUGGUGUUCAUGCUAGAGCAAGUUGUGUGCUUGAUGGCGGAGGACAACAAGGUGAACCAGAUGGUGGUGGUGCGCAUGCUGAGGGGGCUGGGCGUGGUGUCGGAUGUGGCUUCCAAUGGGGAGGAGGCGCUGCGGGCGUGCGAAAAGAAGGACUACGAUGUGGUGUUCAUGCUAGAGCAAGUUGUGUGCUUGAUGGCGGAGGACAACAAGGUGAACCAGAUGGUGGUGGUGCGCAUGCUGAGGGGGCUGGGCGUGGUGUCGGAUGUGGCUUCCAAUGGGGAGGAGGCGCUGCGGGCGUGCGAAAAGAAGGACUACGAUGUGGUGUUCAUGCUAGAGCAAGUUGUGUGCUUGAUGGCGGAGGACAACAAGGUGAACCAGAUGGUGGUGGUGCGCAUGCUGAGGGGGCUGGGCGAGGUGUCGGAUGUGGCUUCCAAUGGGGAGGAGGCGCUGCGGGCGCGCGAAAAGAAGGACUACGAUGUGGUGUUCAUGGUGGGAAUGGAUCACUUUCUGACCAAGCCGGUGCGGUCGAGCGAGCUGGAUGGGCUGCUGCAGCAGGUGGGCAUGGACCACUUUCUGACCAAGCCUGUGCGGUCGAGCGAGCUGGACGGGCUGCUGCAGCAGGUGGAGCGGCGGAAGCUGAUGCUGGAGCAGCGCGAGGAGCAGGAUAGGAAGGCAGAGGAGGAGAGGAAGGGAGAGAAAGGAAACGAGGGGGAAAACAGAGGGGAGGAUGGAGGAGAGAAAGGGGAACAGGAAUGUUUGAGGUGA